This is a messenger RNA of Nycticebus coucang (slow loris), 3769 nucleotides long. It is a transcript of the gene MKNK2, whose product is annotated as MAPK interacting serine/threonine kinase 2. The record is from RefSeq and is a predicted model, not a curated record. Gene Ontology annotation, molecular function: calcium-dependent protein serine/threonine kinase activity; calmodulin binding; calcium/calmodulin-dependent protein kinase activity. Gene Ontology annotation, biological process: intracellular signal transduction; protein autophosphorylation; peptidyl-serine phosphorylation. Bases 239 to 1708 code for a protein of 489 amino acids. The transcript is spliced from 15 exons. Lineage: Eukaryota; Metazoa; Chordata; Mammalia; Primates; Lorisidae. Gene Ontology annotation, cellular component: nucleus; cytoplasm.
CGGUGGCGGCGGCCCAGGCAGAGGAGUCCGCGGUGGCGGCGGCGGCGGCGGCGCUGUUCCCCGCGCGGUCCGCGGAGCGGGGUCCGGGCUGCGCGACGUCGGGCGGCGGCGGCACUGCGGCCCCGACCCGAGCCCGACCCCGGGUCCCCUCCCCGGCCGCCCCCCGCCCGGCCGUCCGCCCUCGGGCCGCCCCCCGGGCCCUCCGUCCCCUCCCCCGCUGGCGGGGCCCGGACAGAAGAUGGUGCAGAAGAAAACAGCCGAACUUCAGGGCUUCCACCGUUCGUUCAAGAUGAGCAAACCGAGGCAUGAAAUGUGGCUUGGGCCCCACAGUGACUCAGCCCUGGCAUCAGAGGGGCAGAACCCUUUCGACCUGGCCUUCUCCCUAGACCAGGCCCACCUUGGGGACUGUGAGGACUCUGACUUCAGCCUGCAGUGCGAGACCCGCCCUGACAUGCCUGCCAGCCAGCCCAUUGACAUCCCAGAUGCCAAGAAGAGGGGCAAGAAGAAGAAGCGGGGACGAGCCACUGACAGCUUCUCGGGCAGGUUUGAAGAUGUCUACCAGCUGCAGGAGGACGUGCUCGGGGAAGGUGCCCAUGCCCGUGUGCAGACCUGCGUCAACCUCAUCACCAACCAGGAGUAUGCUGUCAAGAUCAUUGAGAAGCAACCAGGCCACAUUCGGAGCAGGGUUUUCCGGGAGGUGGAGAUGCUGUAUCAGUGCCAGGGACACAGGAAUGUUCUAGAGCUGAUUGAGUUCUUCGAGGAGGAGGACCGUUUCUACCUAGUAUUUGAGAAGAUGCGGGGUGGCUCUAUCCUGAGUCACAUUCACAAGCGGAGGCACUUUAAUGAGCUAGAGGCCAGUGUGGUGGUGCAGGAUGUGGCCAGUGCCCUGGACUUCCUGCAUAACAAAGGCAUUGCCCACAGGGACCUAAAGCCGGAAAACAUCCUCUGUGAGCACCCCAACCAGGUGUCCCCUGUUAAGAUCUGCGAUUUUGACUUGGGCAGCGGCAUCAAGCUCAAUGGAGACUGCUCCCCCAUCUCUACCCCGGAGCUGCUAACCCCGUGCGGCUCGGCAGAGUACAUGGCUCCAGAAGUGGUGGAGGCCUUCAGCGAGGAGGCUAGCAUCUAUGACAAGCGCUGCGACUUGUGGAGCCUGGGCGUCAUCCUGUACAUCCUGCUCAGCGGCUACCCACCCUUCGUGGGCCACUGCGGCAGUGACUGCGGCUGGGACCGCGGCGAGGCCUGCCCCGCCUGCCAGAAUAUGCUGUUCGAGAGCAUCCAGGAGGGCAAGUAUGAGUUCCCCGAUAAGGACUGGGCCCACAUCUCCUUUGCCGCCAAAGACCUCAUCUCUAAGCUGCUCGUCCGUGACGCCAAGCAGCGGCUGAGCGCUGCCCAAGUCCUGCAGCACCCCUGGGUGCAGGGGUGCGCCCCGGAGAACACCCUGCCCACACCCAUGGUCCUGCAGAGGAACAGCUGUGCCAAAGACCUCACGUCCUUCGCGGCUGAGGCUAUUGCCAUGAACCGGCAGCUGGCCCAACGUGAAGAGGACUUGGCGGAGGAGGAGGCCGCGGGGCAGGGCCAGCCCGUCCUCGUCCGAGCUACCUCACGCUGCCUACAGCUGUCCCCACCCUCAGAGUCCAAGCUGGCUCAACGGCGGCAGAGAGCCAGCCUGUCUGCUGCUCCCGUGGUCCUCGUGGGAGACCGCGCCUGACGCCCUCCCACCUUCCCUCUGUACAUAGGUGCCCCCCUUAUCUAAACUUUUUUUUAAGCUAUUGGGAGCUGCUCCCCUUGGCUGCAUUCCCAGGCAUUAAGCCCAGCUGAGGGGCUGGGUUUUUUUUGUUUUUUUUUUUUUUUAAAUAGGUUUUUGCUUUGGGUUUUUUUUUUCCCUUUUUUUCCUAUUCCCACCUCCUCAUUCCUUUUGUUUUGUUUUGUUUUUUUUCCUUUUGAUGGGGAGGAGAGCAGAGGGUGUGUGUGGCUGGGUUUCUACUCUUCCCCAAACUCACCUAUACUUUGAAGGUCUGGCGUGCCCCGCUGCCCAGGUCACCUGCACCCGGCCACCCCCUCCUUACUCCCAUUGCUUGCACAGUGACUCAGGAGAGCCCGCCUCCAGCCAAUUUGCCAUCUUCCAGAGCUGAGGGGCCCAGGACACCCUUCCCCCAUGUCUGCCUCCCCAGCCCUCAGUAUUUUCAGGGACAGGCUCUCCUUCCCCCUCCUGUCAUGGAAUAGCAGCUCCUUUAUCUCUCACUCCAGACACCCCUGGUGGUUUGGCAGGGACAGGGGGCCCCCUAUCUCAAGAGGGUAGGCCUGGGUGUGGGCAGGCAGGGGGGAGGGCAUCCCCCACCCCACCCUUCACCCAAGUUCCCUGACCUUGUGAGAGUUGACAAUCAGGGCUUCCUCUAGGAUUGGCUGUCCAGGCCCCUGAUGGCAGGAUUCAGCCUCUGACCUUCACCUUAAAUUGCAGCUGACCUACUGCCCCCUUGCUACCCAACCAGGGACUGAAGCGGCAGGAGCCAGGGAUCUGCCACACCAAGGUGGGUAGGAGGGGCUGGACAGGCACCCGUCAGCCAACCUGGGGGUCCCCAAGACACCCCUUCUGGGCACCCGAGUGCCCCUUCUCAGGGCUCAGUCUGACCAUGGCCACGUCCUGCCCCUGUGCCCCCCUUCGGGUCUGGAAUGGAAGCUGUUGGCCCACUCCCCAUCACCAAAGCUGGGGUCAGACCUGGGGGUCCCAUUGCAUCCCCUCACCCGUGAGGGCAGUGUUUUCAGUCUGCCCACCUUCAGGAAAGCAGCCGCCGCUACCACGGCCUCGGGCACCCAGGAAUGGCAGGGAAGGGUCUGCUUUGUCCCCCAACCCCGAGCUCUGGCGGUGAAGUACUAUGCAAUACGAGUUUCCAUUUUCUAUGUGCACAUGUGGCUCUUCUGGUCAGGGGGGUGGCAGGUGGGGUGUCGCUUACCAGCCAAUUCCCCAUGGCCCCCUCCAGGCCAGCCCAGCCCUGGGCUGUGCUCAGGUGUUUCUUGAGGUAGCCCCUCUGGCCUCUAAAUCUAUGGUCGGGGAUUUUCGUCGUGUUUAGUUAGUUUUUUAAAGAAAACAUCAGUUGACUUUGCUUCCCUGUUCUUGAAGAAUACUUGAAUGUCGGAGGGGCCUGUGGGUGGUGGGCUCAGACACCUUCGGCCUAACCUCCUCUCCCCCUCCCAAGUCUCCUACAAUUGUCACAGUCUGUGGUAGCUGGUGGGGGUGACAUGUACUCCCCAGUCCCCUGCCUGCCUAUAUCUGUGGAUGGCCUUUCCAAAGACCUCUUGUCAUCUCUCACCUUCAGUGAUUCCAUCUUUUGCAACUGGGGAUUUUCUGCCUUUUUUGUAUAAAAGAACAAGCAAAUGCCGCAGGCACCAAUGGUCAUUGUAUCUGGAAAGCUGAGCGGCUAGCAGCUUCUGUUUUUCUGAAGGUGGGACAGUCACUUCCUCCCUCUCCCCUCCUACCCUGUCGCAUGGCCACCUGGAGGGCUAGUCAGAACGUUACUGUGAAUGAGCAGAAGAUCCUGGAGAGCCUGGGCCAGAAUGGCCGUGUAUCGAUGUUAAGCUGUUUUAAAAAACAACAACAACAACAACAAAAAGAAAACCUCAAAAAUUUUUUAAACUGGGGGAAAAAACAUCCAAGCACUUUAAUUCCAUUGUACCAGGUGAACUGAUAGAGCUCAAAGUUUUCCUUUCCACCGUCAAUGCCAGAAUUUUGUAUUCUGUUUUGUAAGGAUUUAAUAAAAGUCAUAAAAACUUG